AGGGUGUGGCUUAUCAAAUCACAAAAAGUACACAAACUGAAAGCUUGAACAUUGGAACAAAGUGCUUUUCCUUUUAGCGUCUUCUUAUUGAGAAAAUAUUCGUCUUAAAAUGAGGGUUAUUUGUGUGACUCUCCUGAUUCUCUCCAGCAUUGUGGAAUCUCAGUCAGACCCAAAGCCACACUGAGUACGUCAAUGUCUCCACUAGACUACAUUUACCAGCUUACUCAACACAGGGGUUAUUUGUGUGACUCUCCUGAUUCUCUCCAGCUUUGUGGAAUCUCAAUCAGAGCGAUUCCAGAUGGUUGGUCCAGAAGCUCCUCUUGUUGCUGUAGCUGGUGAAGAUCUGGUUCUGCCCUGUUUUCUCAAACCCAGCAGCAGCGCUGUGGACAUGACAGUGGAAUGGAUGAGACUAGAGGAAGUGGCUUCAUUAGUGCAUCUCUAUAAGGAUCAUAAAGACAGAAAUGAAAAGCAGGCUCAGCCCUACAGAGGAAGAACAUCACUAUUUAAAGAGGAGCUACAGAAAGGCAACGCUUCACUCAAACUCUCACCUCUCCGAGUCUCUGAUGAAGGAAGAUAUAAGUGUCUCAUUGAGGACAAAUCCUGGUAUGAUAACAUCACUGUUAACAUCAUUGUCGAGGCUCAGGGAAGCCACCCAGUGAUCAUGAUGGAGAGUUAUGAUCACUCAGGAGGGAUUAAUCUAGUGUGUGAGUCCAGAGGCUGGAAACCUGAACCUGAGGUUGUGUGGCUGGACAGAGAAGGAGCCGCUCUGCCUGCUGAAGAUACACAGACACACAGAGACACUGAGGGCUUCAGUGUGAAAAGCCGCACCACUGUUUAUGAUUAUAGCGACUCCAACAGAUAUUAUUGCAGACUUCUACAAGAACAUCACAUGAUGGAGACAGAGGUCAUCAUUAAUCGUAAAGUCUUUGAUGCUUGGAGGUGGGUUGUCGGUGUUUCAGUUUCAGCAUGUCUUAUUGCUGUCGGAUGGAUAGUAACUGCAGUUAUCUGUUACAAAGAGCUUCAGAAGCAGAAGCAAAAAGCAGCCUCAGAGCUUCAAAAGGAGAAGGAAUUUGCAGAGCUGCAGAGACAGAGAGUGGAAGACGAGUUUAUAAAGAAAUCGUUGUGUGCAGUGGAUGUGACUCUGGAUCCUGAUACAGCAAAUCCAUAUCUCAUCCUGUCUGCUGAUGGAAAAGAAGUGAGAGGUGGAGACAAGCGGCAGAAUCUCAUACUACUGAGGUUUGAUCGGUAUUUCGGUGUUGUGGGAAAGCAGAGUUUCUCAGGGAGAUUUUAUUAUGAGGUGCAGGUCAGAGGGAAAACUGCGUGGACAUUAGGAGUUGUGAGAGAGAACAUUAACAGGAAGGAGUGGAUUACACUGAAACCUCAGUAUGGAGUCUGGACUGUGAGACUGAGGGAUGAGAAUCAGUACUGGGCUAAUGCUGAUCCCGAUGUCCGCCUCCCACUGAGAGAGAAGGUGGAGACGGUGGGGGUGUUUGUGGAUUAUGACGAGGGUCUGGUCUCCUUUUAUGAUGUGAAGUCCAGAUCUCAUAUCUACUCUUUCACUGCUCAGUCUUUCACUGAGAAACUCUAUCCAUUCUUCCAUCCUGGUUAUAAUGCUGGAGAUAAAAACGCAGCCCCACUGAUCAUCUCUCCUGUAUUAAAGACUGAAUGAAUUUUCACCUCACAGAUUUAAUCAUCUAUUAAAUGGUGAGAAUCAAAAGAAAUAUUUUACUUUUUCUGGUGAAUGUUAGAAAGACAUUUCCCCUUUUAAAGUUCUGUACAGUUUAUUUUAAUGCCUGGGGUUUGUUUUCUCAUCAAUAAAUCAUUUGAAUCCUACAGUCUGUUUUUUACACAUUAUGAUUGUGGAAGUUUGUCGUUGCGAAUCAAAUCUGAAUAAAGCUGAUUUACAGUUCACACUGAGAUUUACUGCAGAAUUGAAUCUGAUCAAUAAAAUGGAUGAAGUUCA
Messenger RNA from Neoarius graeffei (lesser salmon catfish), 1963 nucleotides. RefSeq names its product butyrophilin subfamily 1 member A1-like. Lineage: Eukaryota; Metazoa; Chordata; Actinopteri; Siluriformes; Ariidae. The record is from RefSeq and is a predicted model, not a curated record. Gene Ontology annotation, molecular function: protein binding. The coding region runs from base 299 to 1669 and encodes 456 amino acids. The transcript is spliced from 12 exons.